Laetiporus sulphureus 93-53 is the source of this 906-nucleotide messenger RNA. RefSeq lists its product as uncharacterized. Lineage: Eukaryota; Fungi; Basidiomycota; Agaricomycetes; Polyporales; Laetiporaceae. The transcript has 2 exons. The record is from RefSeq and is a predicted model, not a curated record. The coding region runs from base 1 to 906 and encodes 301 amino acids.
AUGGAAGAGCGCGCUAAGAAGGAGGCGCUACUGGAGACGCGCAGGCUGGAACUUGAAGCUGCGCAAAGCUAUUUCAGCAGCGCUGACGCAUGUUCCGAGCAAGACGUAGUCCACCUCGUUUCCAACCUAAAUGCGGAGAUCUUCCAGGUAGUUAGGACAAUUUCGGAUGCAUUUCGAGCGACCAAGCGCCCUACCUUGGACGAAAAAACAAGGAAGACGCUCAAGUCAUUAAUUGGCUCGUCCAUGAUGCAGUGCCUAUUGUCUUUCCCUCACCGCAAUGACACCGUGGUUCUGGAAAUGGCUCUUCAAUUUGCCAUGGUCGCCUUCAUCGAGAGAGCCGUAUCAGCAUGGGAUAUGAGCAUCUGGAAGCAUGGCGCGUUCGCAAGUGUAUAUGAUCAGAUGCUCGGAGCUGAGUGCCAAACAGUAACAGGCAGAUGGCGUGCACUGGCGCGUCAGCACGCCCCCGAAAGAGAGCGGUGGAAGGGGAUCAUAGAAAAUGAUCUCUCAUACUUUUCCACAAGCAUACUCUUGGCCGCAGGUGGCAAUGGGAGCAUUCCACAGUCCGUGAAAGAAAGCCUGGUCGUCAUCGCAUGUAUGGCAUCUCAGCUUCGGAAGAUGAUCGGAGAGGACAUCGUUGGAAGUAACUAUCAGGUGACGGUCGGCCGUCCGGGAGACGAGUUUUCACCCAACGCGAUGGAGGAUAGCUGCGCGGUCAAAGGAAAACCUCCCAAGACAGGCGUGCGCGUCUUCUGUCCAUCGGAGCUCGGCUUGCGACGCAUCGAGAAGGGUGACUCUGGUGCAGCGGACAUCCGUGCAGUGACUUUGGUGAGGUCGAAAGUAAUCUUGGAGGAUUUCGCAGACGAGCUGGGACUGCGGGAGAUCUUGCGAUGUGCGGAUAAGAAGUAG